Ylistrum balloti is the source of this 2271-nucleotide messenger RNA. RefSeq names its product protein-associating with the carboxyl-terminal domain of ezrin-like. Gene Ontology annotation, molecular function: protein kinase activity; ATP binding. Gene Ontology annotation, biological process: protein phosphorylation. The record is from RefSeq and is a predicted model, not a curated record. NCBI's taxonomy places the organism in Eukaryota, Metazoa, Mollusca, Bivalvia, Pectinida, Pectinidae. Bases 1 to 2271 code for a protein of 756 amino acids. The transcript has 12 exons.
AUGGGUGCAGAGGAAAGUAUACUGGAUGGCUGCGACCUAGAAGAAGGCACAGUAGAGGAGUCGUGUCCAUGGGUUCUACGUCAUGGCCAGCUGGCAGAUGACACUCUCAUCACAAUUCUGUCUGACCAAAACUGUGAUCGGACCAAAAGAGAGUUAUUCCAACGAAAUGUCAAGAAUUUGAAGAGUUUGCGACAUCCAAGUAUAGUGAGAUUUCUUGCCUCAGGAGACCAAUCCAGCCAUGCGUACAUUGUAGUGGAGAGAGUGGUUCCUGUUCUUACUGUUCUUGAGACCCAUUCCGCCAUUGAGAUCUGUGCUGGACUUUUUUCAGUUUUAGAGGGACUAUCCUUCUUACAUGAAAAGGCUGGCAUAUGCCACAAUAAUGUAUGUCUGGAGUCAGUGUUUGUGACUGACACAGGUUACUGGAAGCUAGGAAGCUUGGAGCAUGCCUGUAAGUUUGGAAUGGAUACUUCCCAAUAUCUCACUUCAGCCAAGAAUCACAGGAGUUCAAAGGCCAUUGCACCAGAGGAAAGGGAUGAGAGUAUGACUGCUGCCCCAGAACUAGCCUUUGCGAGAGAUGUGUAUGCAUUUGGUGUGAUGGUGGAGGAACUGUUGGAAAAACUUGAAGACUUGGGUGAAAUUAUAGGAAGUUAUGAAAUCAAAUUUGAGUUUAAAAUUUGGAUUUCCCGAAAUCAAUAUCACAAUUUUUCCAGUCAGGAGACAGUAGGAAAGUGUUUGACCAGGAGCCUGCUGUGCCGUUUUGUCCUGCUUGAUCUUGACGCUAAGAGACACCUCAUUCCUAACUUACUUAUGCCAUAUCAUGAUGGUAACCGUCCAGCUGCCAGGACAGGGGAGGCUACUCCACUUUUCAGUGUGUCAACUUUCAGGACUUAUGUGGUGCCUGAGAUUUACCGCGUGUUCCAUUGUCAUGACUACAACAUACGUAUGAUCCUCCUUACCUACUUAAGGCAUUAUGUUAAUCUGUUUGAGAAGGAGAGUCUGGAAGAUGUUAUUCUACCUCAGGUGUUGUUAGGACUACGAGACACUAAUGAAGAUCUGGCCGCUCUCAGUCUGCGAAGCCUUGCUGAACUUGUACCAUUGUUGGGACGUCAGACAGUAAUAGGGGGGAAAGCCAAGACAUAUUUCAAAAAGGGAAUGCCAAAGUCUGUACAGAGACAGCAUCAUCAGAGUAAUGGUGAUCAAGUUUUUAACUCUGAAGAUGUUAUCAGCACCAAGGAAGGGGUGUUCAGCUCUGUCAAUGAAGUAAUGGGUAAACCACUCCUUAAAGAUCUCGCCAAACUGAGUAAAACUCAUACAGUUGCUGUGAGAGAAAAUGAAGCUGAAAUCAAAAGAAAAGCAAGAGAACAAAGACUACAGGAUGCAAAGCUGAAGAGAGAAAGGCGAAGACAGGAAAAACAAAUGAAAUCCGAAAAGAUAACAGUCAGUGAAGGGGAUGAGAUUGUUGGAUAUGGUGUGGAAGAGUUGAGUGAAGAUCUCACUACGGAGACAACAGACCACACACACAGGGAUGUCAGUGGAUCAGAUGAAAAUUUGGCAAGUGACAUCAGGAAAGAUCAAGAUCCGGAGGAUUGGACUGGAUGGGAUGACACAAACGAGGAACAGUUUGAUGUAGAUGACAGCGAAUUGAGUCAGUUUGAGUCUGUGAUAGAUGAUCUACAAACCAAGCAUGUGAUUAGUGAUGAUGAAAGAGUAAUGGAGUCAACAGGAGUAUUUCUUUCUGAGUCAACAGACUGGGAUUCUGAUUGGUCAGCAGCUAAUCAAAUUAACAACAAAAAUACUGAUUCAAUAUGUAGUCCUAAUAAUGACCUUCAGAACAGUUUGUCAGUAACAGGCAAGUCAUCAUCUGCUCUGUCACUUAAAUCUGUUAAAAAACCUAAACCUUCAAUCAAGACUAGAGCCCUUGGCUCAGAGUACAUCAUGGAUAUUGAGGUCAAGAAAAUACAAGCAGAAAAAGAGGUAUGUGACUUCUUUGCGGAUAUGACUCCACAUAUAACGCAUACAAUUUCUACAUUUUCUGGAAAUACUGGCACAACUGCUAGUGACAUUGGAACUGCUACUACUGUUGUCAGAGAUGCUGCAACAGCUGGAACUGAUGUGAAGGAAGCUAGAAUAGCAAACAUGCCUUUGUCAGGUGACAAAAGUACUUCCACAAUAAGCAUGAAAUACAAUGUUGCAGAAACAGAGAAUGUUACUGAAGGAGGCUGGGGCGAGGAUGAAGGCUGGGGGGACGAUGGAGGCUGGGGCGAGGACUGA